Molecule: messenger RNA, 1023 nt
Organism: Enterobius vermicularis (human pinworm)
Lineage: Eukaryota; Metazoa; Nematoda; Chromadorea; Rhabditida; Oxyuridae
Source: the annotation of a GenBank genome assembly
AUGGACCAUGAAUUAUUUCAAGAAGGAUCAUCAUCCAGUGUUCCACAAGUUUCUGUUAUAUUAACUGUUCGCUUACUUAUGCAAGGAAAGGAAGUAGGAAGUAUUAUUGGUAAACGUGGAGAUCAUAUUAAGUUAAUACGAGAAGAUUCAGGAGCCAAAAUUAAUAUUUCCGAUGGUUCAUGUCCGGAACGUAUUGUUACAAUUACUGGCAAUGUUGAAACCAUUAAUAAAGCUUUUUCAAUGAUCUGCAAUAAAUUUCAGGAGGAUAUGCAAGCAUUACCGAACAGUGUACCCAAACCACCGAUAACUAUGAGGUUAAUUGUUCCGGCAACCCAAUGCGGUAGUCUUAUUGGAAAAGGCGGAUCAAAAAUUAAGGAAAUUCGUGAGGCUACAGGAGCCUCAAUACAGGUGGCAAGCGAAAUGCUACCAAGUUCAACGGAACGUGCAGUAACUAUCUCGGGUACUGCGGAUGCCAUUGUUUUAUGUAUGCAACAAAUAUGCCAUAUUUUAUUAGAGGCUCCACCAAAAGGAACCACCUUACCGUAUCGGCCAAAACCCAGCUUUAAUCCGCUUCUGUUGGCCAGUUCCGCUGCUGCUGCAGCCGCAGCUCAACGUCAGGCUGCUGCUGCAGCUGCACUAUUGCAACCGUUUCCAACCGCCGUAUUCACUUCUUCAGAUCUGGCUAGAUUACAUUCCCAAUAUGCAGCCACCCAGCUUCUACCAGCAGUACCUGUACUGACUCCUAAUCCAGUGUUCGCUGGAGGUAUAAUAGCCCUUCCGACCGAAAGAGAUGCAAUGAAAGACGUUCAAGCCAGUAGAUGGAGUGUCGCUGCCGAUGAGAAACAAGCCGACUUAUUACAAAGCCUAGCAGCUUCUCAACAGUACAUGAUUGGAACCGGUGUCCUCGGCAGAACGAUAUCUGUUGGGGGUGGAACUAAGCAAAGCGGGCCACCGAGUAUUGGACAGACUGCUGCUUCAACACUUCUCCAACAAGCAAAUCCGAGGAGGUAUACACCAUACUAA